Messenger RNA from Vavraia culicis subsp. floridensis, 4232 nucleotides. RefSeq lists its product as uncharacterized. NCBI's taxonomy places the organism in Eukaryota, Fungi, Microsporidia, Pleistophoridae. The transcript has a single exon. The record is from RefSeq and is a predicted model, not a curated record. Bases 1 to 4089 code for a protein of 1362 amino acids.
AUGCAAGAAAGAGAAGAAGUUCACGAACAGGUUGCGCGUUAUGGCGUUAUUCGGAGAAAACCGCGCCACAAUUUGGUCAAGGAAUAUUUGAAUUCAUUGUUUAGGCGAUAUAAGUACAGUCUGAAGAAUCCAAAAGUAUGCAUCCUGUAUUUUUUGAUAUUUGUGCUGAGCAUUGUUCUUAUAAAGAUAUGUGUUCUCAUCACACGUAUUCUUAUAGUCGAUUUCUCUGGCUUCAGCAUUGAAAACAUUUGGUACGAUGCGAUCGAUAAACCGGAGGAAAUAGGUGUAUCCUUUAUGUCAAGCUACCUGUGUCCCGUCAAUGUGCACGUGAAGAACUUGAAAAUCUCCAUUUGCAACGAUGGUACCGAAUUGAUUGAACUGGAAAAUAAUUCUUUUUCGCUGGAGAAAAAUAGCAGGUUAGGGUUUUCAGAUAUUCUGAAGAUCGUAAAUAUACACGCAUCAGACAUGCUCUCUUAUGUUAGCGGCAAGGAUAUCACCGUAAAAAUUAGAGCAUCGAUAAAAAUAAGAUUCUUUUUUCUUAAGUUCGCAUGUAACCAUAAGUGUAGUCGGAUAAUCUCUCCUCAACGAUCAAAAAAUACCUACAUGGUGCAUUUAACAAGAAUUCUUCUGAAUGAAGAUAUGCGGAUGGUUCAUCUCUACUUUGCAAAUACCGGACAUAUAUUUGCUGAAAAUGUGAACAUAAGACUACCAGAAGUGAUUCUUAAGGCAGCAAUUUUUGGACAGGCCUGCGACAUUGCAUUGAGCCCUAUUUCUGUCACAGGUGGUCGAAUGUGUAGCUUUGUAAAGCUUACUCUUUUCUUUAAAAACGACUUUAAUCUAAACGCUUUGUUCAUGCAUUCGUAUAAGUUGAUAACUAUGGCUGAUUCGUCAGAUUACGAGAGCUCGGAAGUGCCAAUCUACAUAGAAGGCACGAGAAAGGAAGGAUAUUCUAGUUUUGAACGCUUCUUUCACAAGUUGAAAGUUCCUGUUCAAUCGUGGCUAUCAAACAUGGGAAAAUCAGGAAAAAAUGCGGUUUUACCGAGGUUUAACUUAACGUGUUCUACUGAGGGAGAUGAAUACGCGAUAUACAUUGAUUUAAAGACGUGCAUAUCUAAAAGGGAAAUAAAUUUACUCCAUAUGCUCUACAAUUCCAAUUUGGUUCCUAUACACAUCAAUAUACACAAAUAUAAUGAUCGUAUGGACAUGAGCGAUGACUUUGGGCAGGAAGUGGAAGAAAGCCUCGGCGGGUCCGAAAAUCACGGAGAAAAAAUCAAACAAGGGAACAAUCGAAAAAGUGAACCUGGUAAAAAACCAAAGAGUGAUGAGAAACGAACACGACACGAAGAAGGUGACAGGGUUGAAACAGAUAGUGGUGCUGAUGCUAUAAAAUCAAGCAGAGGACAUUUCAAGGAUGGUACAAACGGUAGAAAGCUAGAAAAAGUGAGAAAGCAGAACAGGAAUGAAGCUGUGGAAGGUCCCAGCAUUUGCACAAUAAAUAUAAAGAGCUAUUUGAACGAUGUCUAUUAUCUGAAGGACGAUUCAGCAAUUCAGCGUGAGGCGAUACAAACGGGAUCAAUCCUAGAUAGUGCAGGAGAUGUACGUGGCGAAAACCGUGUAAGGAAGACGCGGGCUUUAUUCAAAAUUAGUUUUAAGGUGAAAUCAUGGAAUAAGUUACUGGACAGCUGUCUGUCUGGCAAAACAUUGUUUUUUGCAACUUCUUUGGAUUGCUAUGCUAGUCGCAAGAUUGAAUUUCUUUUUAACACGGAUCAGGGAAUAUUUUUUCCUAAUGAUAAACCUGGGAAAACACAACCGGUAUCGUUCUUGAUUAAGAUGCCAAAGAUAGAGCAUGUUGUCUUUACGCAUAGGUUAUCCAUAAAAAGUGGUUUGCCCAGAGGGAGUUUAACCAUCGAGUCGGAAAUUCAGCCGAGCCAAAAAAGCAGAACAAACAUACAAGAAAGCAUAGCGGGAGUGGAAAUCAUCCACGACGAAUUUGUUAAAUGCGAAAAUAUCAACACAGGAAACGACUUGUCGUUAUUAAGUCAUGAUAACAGAGAAUUGUCGAUAGAUCUGCAAUUAGGGAUCUAUAAGAUCCACAUGAUUGCUUUUGAAAAUAUGCUUUGUUAUGAUGGCGAUUAUUUGCACAUUAUUUUUCGGAGCGUGUCGAAAAUUUCCCUACUGACGAAUGAGGUAAGCCGCGAUGGACCAAUUCUAGGAAAGCCCUUGCUUGCACAUGUGGCAAUAGGGGGUGGUAAAGCAGAGGAUUACAGAUAUUUACUGGAAAGUGCCCACGGUGAUCCCUUCUACUAUGGUAUAUUGAACCGUUUGAACUUGAAAAUUGAGGAUAUCAGCGAGUCCAUAAGAAUCACGACUAAUAUGGAAGACAUUCUUACCAAUGAUGAUCCAAGAAUCACAAAUAUAAUUACAGUGCCGGAAAAACUUGUUUUUGAAGCGGGAUAUAGCAUCGACAACAUUGUAGCAAGGGUAAGUGUUGAUUUGAAUGACUCUGAGAUAGUGUACAAAGGAGAAAAAAUUUAUUUUCGUGGCCAAAAAAUUGAUGUUACGCCUGAUUUCUCAAAUUUGGUUAACCAGAAAACGGAGCUGUCUUUUUUCUGCCCCACUGAUAGCAUUUACCACGAAUUUCUUGCUCCAUGGUUUGAAACUUUCAAGUACAACAUGGCCGCAUCCAGCAAUGGAACAUUAGAUGCAAAUAUGGGUUUAGAUCCUCUGUUGAUAAAGGCAAAGGUGGGCAUUACAGGAUUCAUGGCUGCUUUAGGUGUAUGUAUUGAUCUGCCUGAAAAAUGCGUGGAUCAGCAGAAUGAAGUUAGCGACAAAUCACAGCUGGAAGGUCUUCGUGUUUCAUGGCCUGAUAUGGAAAUGACGCUAUUCUAUAAUGGCACAGAUGAAUCAAGACAGUCAAUCAUUAUUUGGCAGAUUAUGUCUUCGUAUAUUUGUCUUAAACCAUUUGGUAGAACAAAUAGCAAAUCGUUUUUUUGCCAGAAAAAGCUGUUGAAGUUUUAUCUGCGCGUGUUCUCGGCCUGGAAGCCCUCCGAUAUUGGCGAUGCUGCUUUGCAGAUGGAAUUUACAUGUGCCGGAAAAAAAUUUAUGAGACAGAACUUGAACAUGAAAAAUUACCUAAAAAAAUUUAUCGAGAGUUGGAACUAUGGUAAAGAACCUUUUUUUAUAUUUCAACUCGUUGAUUUUAUUAUUAAUGGCAAUGAAACUGAGAAUAGUGAGAGAACGAAAGAGCAAAACAGUGAGAAGAUCAGGUUCGAGUGUUCACAUACGGUUGACUAUGGUUCCUUUGAUGUUGAAUUGGUGCACAAAGGGAUUAUUAACUCCAUUUGCAGACUUUUGGGUUUCGUUGGUAAUCUCAAUUUGGGAGUGUAUCCCCGUAUGGCAAACAUAAAGCUAGAAAGUGAACAAUUUACCGCUUUGGAGAUUUCAAGUAAAAAUGUCGGGCUAAUCAGGUUGUCCGCCGAGGUUAAACACCUGUCACGCUUGCCUAUAAAGUACGACCAAACCCCUGUUGACAACAACACUAGACUUAGGAUUAACGUGCUCUAUAAAGCAUACAUUAGCAGUCUAAGUAGCAACAUUGGAGGUGAUGAGGAGUCUUCGCUGAAUUUUUCUUCUAAUAUAAGAGAUUUGUUCAAGAAAACUAGUGAAUCCCUUGAUAGGGGCGCGCUUAAGCUUAUACCCGAAGGUGAUGGAAAAUCGAUGGUCACUAUCACCUUGCCGAUGCCAAUGGAAAUCGUUAUAAAGAAAGGAAAUUGGCCAUAUAUCGGGAUAGUAUUUCUCUUAUCACGAUACCACGUAUACUUGCGAGAGGAUCCCAACGAAACAACUUUUGCCGUGUAUGUUCGACGCCUGCCUUAUAGUGUAAAACACGAUCGAAAGAACAUAUUCCUAGGUUUGUAUGGAAAAGACGGUGUGAUAAGAGUAAAUCCUGUGAAAUGUAACCUAGGAUACCUGCUAAAUAAUAAUUACAUUAGUUGGUGGUACACUCUAUCCUACCCUCUAAGCGGACGUUUGAUCGAACAUAUAAUCACCUAUAGCGCCUAUAUCGCCUAUCUCAUGAACAGAAGUUAAAAGUAAUAUUUGUACUUUUGUCCCAGUUGGUCUCUCUUUUAAUGUGGUGUGCCAGCCUGUAUUGAUGCUUGUAGACGGGUUAAAAGUCUAAUUGAAGCUUUUUAGGGAUGGAUGGGCUGAUGUUCGGAUUGCAGUAAAGUAAC